This is a messenger RNA of Nipponia nippon (crested ibis), 1371 nucleotides long. The record is from RefSeq and is a predicted model, not a curated record. NCBI's taxonomy places the organism in Eukaryota, Metazoa, Chordata, Aves, Pelecaniformes, Threskiornithidae.
AUGUCCACCUUCCGGCAGGAGAAUGUGGAGGACUUCUAUGAGAUGGGGGAAGAGCUGGGCAGUGGUCAGUUUGCCAUUGUACGAAAAUGCCGGGAGAGGAAAACGGGUCUGGAAUAUGCUGCCAAAUUCAUCAAGAAGCGUCGGCUGUCGUCCAGCCGUCGGGGCGUGAGCCGGGAGGAGAUCGAGAGGGAGGUGGACAUCCUGCGGGAGAUCCAGCACCCCAACAUCAUCACGCUGCACGACAUCUUCGAGAACAAGACGGAUGUGGUGCUGAUCCUGGAGUUGGUCUCGGGUGGUGAGCUCUUUGAUUUCCUGGCUGAGAAGGAGUCCCUGACGGAGGAGGAGGCCACCCAGUUCCUCAAGCAGAUCCUGGACGGGGUGCACUACCUGCACUCCAAGCACAUCGCCCACUUCGACUUGAAGCCAGAGAACAUCAUGCUGCUGGACAAGAACGUGCCAAACCCUCGCAUUAAACUCAUCGACUUUGGGAUCGCCCACAAGAUUGAAGCUGGGAAUGAAUUCAAGAAUAUAUUUGGGACCCCGGAGUUUGUAGCCCCAGAAAUCGUGAACUACGAACCCCUGGGGCUGGAGGCCGACAUGUGGAGCAUCGGGGUCAUCACUUACAUCCUGCUGAGCGGAGCCUCCCCAUUCCUGGGGGAAACGAAGCAAGAGACCCUGACCAACAUAUCCGCCGUCAACUAUGACUUCGACGAGGAGUAUUUCAGCAACACCAGUGAGCUGGCCAAGGACUUCAUCCGCCGCCUGCUCGUCAAGGACCCCAAGAAGCGGAUGACCAUCGCUCAGAGCCUGGAACACCCUUGGAUUAAGGUGAUCAAGAGGAGGAAUGUCCGCAAUGAAGACAACUGCAAGAAGCCCGAGCGUCGCCGGCUAAAGACCACGCGCCUGAAGGAGUACACCAUCAAGUCCCACUCCAGCAUGCCGCCAAACAAUACGUACAUCAACUUUGAGCGCUUCUCCAAGGUCAUGGAGGAGGUGGCUGCAGCCGAGGAGAGCCUCCGAGAGCUGGAGAGGAACAAGAAGUCCUUCCAGGAGGACAUUGAGGCCCUGCUGUCCAUCUAUGAAGAGAAGGAGUCAUGGUACAAGGAGGAGAACGAGAGCAUCAGCCAGGACCUCCGCCAGAUCCGGCAGGAGCUGCAGAAGACGGAGGCCCUGAAGAAGCAGGCGCAGGAGGAGACCAAGAGCGUGGUGCAGGUGGCCAACGGCCUCAAGAGGCGUUACCGAAAGCUGGAGAACCACUACGAGGCGUUGGCCAAGCAGGUGGCUUCGGAGAUGAAGUUUGUCCAGGAGCUGGUGUGGUCCAUUGAGCGGGAGAAGCUGCAGAGCGGCGAGGGAGACGGCAGCAUCCGCUAG